AUGAAUCUAGAAAGAGAAUCAGAGGGAGCGAGGGAGGGAGAGAGCAACACACUGUCGCUCCUCACAUCUAAUUGGAUAAUCAUAAUGAUUGCAGCUCAAGCAGUGAUUGUCACAAUAAACAUGUGUACAAUAAACAGAGACUCUGUGUUUAGUUAUAACUAUUGCGUGUUAACUUUGCUGCAUCAAUGGCAUCUAGAUAAAUGGACUAACAAACCUACACAGCUUGGGAAGGUUAAGCAGAAAUUUCAGCAAAUUCAAGAAGCCUAUUCAGAUCAUAGCAUGAGGACAAUGCUGGAGUAUAUGAUCCUGAAGACUAGGAAGUCGAAGGUAAGACACACAGCGUUGAGGAGCUACAAAGUAUGUUUUGGGAGAUAG
Messenger RNA from Fraxinus pennsylvanica, 375 nucleotides. The record is from the annotation of a GenBank genome assembly. NCBI's taxonomy places the organism in Eukaryota, Viridiplantae, Streptophyta, Magnoliopsida, Lamiales, Oleaceae.